Messenger RNA from Monascus purpureus, 912 nucleotides. NCBI's taxonomy places the organism in Eukaryota, Fungi, Ascomycota, Eurotiomycetes, Eurotiales, Aspergillaceae. The record is from the annotation of a GenBank genome assembly.
AUGCCUCCUCCUAGGGGUACUCCCAAUAUUCUCGAGGGGCCUGGUGACUAUGAUGUGACAUCCACAAUCCACAACGACACCUACCCAGCAAUCGAUCCUCUCAAGGCCGAUCUCUCUGGGAAAGCAGUCUUCAUCACCGGAGGAUCCAAGGGCUUAGGACGUGCCAUGGUGCUGUCUUUUGCCAAAGCCGGGGCAUCGUACAUCGCAGCCGGUGCCCGAUCCGACAUGACAGAGCUAGCAAAGGACGUAGCGGCAGCUGCAGCGACUGCAAAACGCAGCCCACCCAAAUUCCUGCCCAUCCAGCUGGACGUAACAGACCCGCAAAGCGUGGAAAAUGCCGCGGUCGCCGUCAAAAGCGAGUUUGGCCGCUGUGACGUCGUGGUGAACAACGCCGGGGUCCUCGGGAGAUUCGGGGGCAUUCUUCAAACCGAUCCCCAGGAAUGGUGGCAGGUUCUUGGGGUCAAUCUUCGUGGACCGUACCUUGUCUCGCGGGCCUUUCUGCCCCUUCUGCUGGAAAGUGAACUCAAGGCCUUGGUACAUGUCACCAGCGUCGCGGCGCAUCUUCUCAACCCGACUCUCAGCGCUUAUCAGACUUCGAAGAUGGCUUUGCUGAAAUUCAGCCAGCUGGUACACGCGGAAUUUGGUUCGAAGGGGCUUGUUACUUUUGCUGUUCAUCCGGGGAAUUGCCCUACGGACAUCAUGGGAGGCCCUGAUGGUUUAAGUGAGCAUGAGAAACUCAUCUUUGUCGAAACACCCGAAAUCAGCGCAGAUACCAUUGUCUAUCUCACCUCCGAGAAACGGGACUGGCUUGGAGGACGAUAUAUCAAUGUCACUUGGGACAUGCCCGAGCUUAUAGCUAUGAAAGACGAAAUCGUUCAAGGAGACAAGUUGAAAGUGAAAUUUAUCUACUAG